GGCCAACUUUAGAAUUUUUAUUUUAUUUUUCAGCGCUUUUCCAUUUUCUAACAGCAAGCUAAGCCAAAAGCCGUUGUUAUUUCUUGCUGAGAAAGCUUGUGAAAGUCAACGCAACAAGCUGUGCACCCCCUCUUCCGUCUCUCUCCACAAACACAAAAGACGACUUGUACCCCAACCACCCCCUUCUGCUUUUCUUCCUUUAUACUUUUGUUUUCCAUCUUCCUCGCCUCUGUUCCUCCUUCAUCUUCUCCUCUUCUUCUAUUUCUUUCCCACAUACAACAAGAAGAAACACAACCCUACCGUCCACACACCAUGUCCGCCCUCUACGCCGUCCGCGAGUCCAUCGUCGGCAAGUCCAUCCGCGGCGUCAUCGGCCUCGCCCUCAACCCCAUUGUCUCUGGUGGCCUGCUCGCCUUCCUCGAAAAGGGCCCCCAGCAUGUCAUUGAGGACAUCCUCGCCCGCGCCGGCCUCCCUGCCAACUACGACCUGACCACCGUCAAGCUCGCCCUGGCCGUGCUGCUCGUCAUUGGCGGCGCCAGCGCCCUCAACAAGAAGCUCAACUCCAUGGCCGCCAACUCGUGGCGCAUCGGCGGCGCUCCCGGCUGGGACUGGCCCAAGGAGAUUGCCGUCGUCACGGGCGGCUCCAGCGGCAUUGGAUUGGCCAUUGCCCGCGAGCUGCUGACCAAGAACGUCAAGGUCGCCAUCUUUGACAUCCAGCCGCCCCCCAAGGACCUGCAGAACAACAAACUCGUCAAGUUCUACAAGUGCGAUGCCACCUCUUCGGCCUCGCUCGCCGAGGCUGCCGACGGCGUGCGCAAGGACUUUGGAAACCCCACGAUCCUCGUCAACAACGCUGGCAUUGCCAAGCCCGCCAACAUCCUGACCAUUGCCGAAAAGGACCUCGAGCGCAUCUUCCGCAUCAACACCAUGUGCCACUGGCUCACUGUCCAGCAGUUUGGCAAGGCCAUGGUUAAAGCCAACAAGGGCCACAUCAUCACCAUUGCCAGUGUCGCCUCCUUUGUCGGCAUGCCUGGCCACGCUGACUACGGCGCCACAAAGGCCUCUGCCCUCGCUUUCCACGAAGCUCUCCACGCUGAACUUGCCCACACCUACAAGGCUCCCAACGUCUUGACCACCAUUGUUCACCCCGACUUUGUCGCUACGCCGCUCCUCACCGAGUUCAAGAGCAACCUCGACAGCAACGGCAUCCGCUACAUCACCCCCGAGCAGGUCGCCCAGGUCACCUGCGCCAAUGUCUUUGGCACCAAGGGUGGCCAGGUUAUCGUCCCCGAGCAGUCUGCCGGGGCUUCGUUCCUGCGCUCGGCUCCCAACUGGCUGCAGAUUACCGUCCGCAACUUCAUGGCUGGCGCCACAAGAGACUGGACCAAGUAAAGGAGAGGGCAACGACGAUGGGCUCCGGAUGUGAUGUUAAUGAUACCAAACCAAACUCCCCGAACUAGCGUGUUUCUGUAGGAGGAUGGCACCAUCCCCGUGUACAGUUAGUAUUAGUCUAAUGUAGAAAAGACGAAAAAUAUAGACAUACAAUAA
[Torrubiella] hemipterigena is the source of this 1548-nucleotide messenger RNA. Lineage: Eukaryota; Fungi; Ascomycota; Sordariomycetes; Hypocreales; Clavicipitaceae. The record is from the annotation of a GenBank genome assembly.